Molecule: messenger RNA, 1961 nt
Organism: Theobroma cacao (cacao)
Lineage: Eukaryota; Viridiplantae; Streptophyta; Magnoliopsida; Malvales; Malvaceae
Source: RefSeq, a predicted model, not a curated record
CAAGAAAAAACACCAAAGAAAAGAUUUUUCCGAUGUGCGUGGGGCAUACUCUACUCAAAUCACCACAACUUAAAACAAGAAGCUUAGAAUACAACCAUAGUCACAAAUUCAAGCAAAUAUCUUCAGCCAGUUGGACAGCAAUUGGGUUCUAUUAUCCUUUCCUCCACAGGUUAGUCGUUAUAGCCUCGACUCUGCUCAUUCGCCCAUUUCACUUUCAUUUGAGUUGUUGGAUCGUUCUGGAAGCACUGCCUUGGUUGGUCUGGUCUCUUCCAGGGUAUAUUACAACGUUAAGGACGUAUUAAAUAGGACUACGGGAGGAGAAAGAAAGAUCAAACAAGCUGAGAGAUGAAGAAAAUAGAGCUCAUAUUCAUUCCAAUACCAGGAACCGGCCACUGGGCCUCAACUAUUGAAUUUGCGAAGCGCCUGAUCCAUCACGAUGAUCGAAUUUGGAUUACUAUUCUUUCGAUGACGUGGUUUUCACCUGCUUUCGUGGAUGCAUACACCAAAUCGCUUGAUGCUUCGCGACCUGAUCGAAUCCAACUCAUUGACCUCCCUCAACUAGAUCCUCCUUCCUUAGAUCUUUUGAUGUCACUAGAAGGCUACAUCUAUGCAUUCAUUGAGAGCUACAUCCCUGCUGCCAGAAAUGCUGUCAGAAAUAUUGUGUCACUGGAAUCUAGCUCCGGUUCUGGCCGAGUCGCAGGAUUAGUUCUUGAUUUCUUUUGUGCGCCCAUGAUUGAUAUUGCAACUGAAUUGGGUCUUCCUUCUUAUAUAUACUAUGCCUCAAAUGCAGCGUCCCUGGGUCUCAUGCUGUACCUACCAACCCGACAUAGCCAGAACAGCUCAGGAUUUGAAAUCACGGAUCCUGAACAGUUGAUCCCAGGAUUUGUCAAUCCUGUUCCUCUUUGUCUUCUGCCUUCACCGUUGUUUAACAAGGAUGGAGGUUACACGACAUUUAUCAAGGUUGCUGAAAGGUUGAAGGAUGCCAAAGGUAUCAUGGUAAAUACGUUUGAAGGCAUUGAGCCUAGUGCCCUUAACUAUUUUCUCAAUGGCCCAAACCCUCCAAUUUAUCCCGUUGGACCAGUGAUUGACCUCAAUGCUCUGCCUCACCCUAAGUUGGACCUGGAUCAACGCAACAAGGUCAUGACGUGGCUUGAUGAUCAGCCUCAAUCAUCAGUGAUAUUUCUUUGCUUUGGAAGCAUGGGAAGCUUUGGAGCACCCCAACUCAAAGAAAUAGCACUGGGGCUAGAGCAGAGUGGAUACAGAUUCUUAUGGUCCUUGCGUUUUUCAUCACCACUACAAAGUGAUGCCGCACUAACUGACAAGAAUACUGAGGAGACGUUACCAGAAGGAUUCCUGGAGAGGAUCCAAGGUAGAGGGAUGAUAUGUGGGUGGGCGCCGCAGGUGGAGGUUCUUGCCAACAAGGCAAUAGGGGGAUUUGUAUCGCAUUGUGGUUGGAACUCAAUCCUGGAAAGCUUGUGGUUUGGUGUGCCAAUUGUAACGUGGCCUAUGCAUGCUGAACAACAGCUCAAUGCGUAUCUGAUGAAGGAACUCGGAUUAGCAGUAGUGAUGAGGUUGGAUUAUAGGUUAGGUACAAGUGAUCUUGUGAUGGCAGAUGAGGUAGAGAAAGCUGUUCGGCUGGUUAUGGAUGGUGGCAGUGAGGUGAGAAAGAAAGUGAAAGAAAUGGCAGAGAUGGCUAGGAAGUCUGUUAUGAAAGAUGGAUCCUCGUUCAUUUCAAUGGGAAGAUUGAUAGAAGAUAUGAUAGGCAGCAACUGACAUUUUGGCUACCUAUGGUUCUACUUGUAUAUCAGUUUAUUCUCUAUUGUUUAAGAAAGAAGACUUAAACUUACUUUUCUCCUGUUUAUAAUGCAUUUUGUUGUGAUCCCAAUGAGCAGCUGUAGUCAUUCCUGCUAAUCAGCUUAUUGGCUUUUAUGCAAGUACAAACUAAUAUUCAAUUCGAUCUC